Molecule: messenger RNA, 2810 nt
Organism: Polychytrium aggregatum
Lineage: Eukaryota; Fungi; Chytridiomycota; Chytridiomycetes; Polychytriales
Exons: 3
Source: RefSeq, a predicted model, not a curated record
CUUCGACCUAUCGUCCUCCCUGCCGGCUGCCUGCUUGUUGUUCGGCUGUCGGUCCGCUGUUGCUCGUCGGUUUCUCGACAGUUGCUUGCUUGUUGGCCUGUCGCCAGGAGCAGCGGCCUGCCCGGCAUUGUCGUUGUCGAUGUUGGCCAGGCACUGCCAGCGCUGCUCAGCACGGCUCGCGCGACAGCAUCCUCGGAACACCGGCCUGAACCGACCGAGCGCUGUCGAACACAGCUCCCCCCCCCCUCACCUGCUCCUCUGCCUCUGCCUCCAUCUCCCCCCCCCGAGCUGCUCCAGGCGGGCAUCUCGGACUCGCUCCUUUGCUGGCAUCGGCAGCCCUGCAUCUGCUUGAGGCCCCGGCCACUGCUCAACCCACAGAUCCAUCGAGACCAGCCCUCGACUGAUUCAGCGACAAUGAGGAACUGGCGACACUCGCUGCUCUGCUCGCUUGCUUUGCCGCUGCUUGCCAGUGGGGCAGCUAUAAGUUUCGUGGUCCCAGCGGGCGGAGAGAUCUGGUCGUACGGCACGCACCAGGCUCAAAUCGCCGUCGACCCCAAUAGCGGACCGUUCUCCAUGGGGUCAAAGCUGGAUCUCAAGCUCGGCCAAGUUACGUUCGCAUCCGGCAUUGUCCUGGACGGAUCCAAGACCAUCUCCUUCACCAUCCGCCAGGGCGAUAUCCCGGCGGGAACCUAUGCCGUCGUCCUGAGCGACAGCAACGGCAACCAGGCCGACUCGCCAUCGAUCCAGUUCUCGCUCACCCCCGCACCACCACCACCACCACCACCACCUCCUCCUCCUCCUCCUCCUCCUCCCCCUCCUCCACCGCCACCGCCGCCUCCGCCGCCGCCGCCACCACCACCACCCCCUGUCUCCGCCACAGAUCAGUCCCAGCCUUCCCCAGCAACCCUCUCGACGGUCGCAACGUCGGCAUUGGCUUCUGCUCUGUCCUCUGCGAAUGCCGCUCCUACUUUGUCGGUUGGUGCAGUGGCCCCUGCUGCCACAAGUUCAGGCGUGUCCAGCUCAAACACCGCGGCCGUUCUCCCAAGUACUCCCUCGGCUUCCCCGAGCUCAUCUCAGGACGGCAACACCCCCUCCUCUGGACCAAAUAUGCCCAUUGGCACCAUCGUCGCCACCGUCUCGGGGCUGGCGGCAGCUACUCUGCUGUGCUUGGCCAUCUUUAUCUUUGUUCGACGGAGCAGAAUGCGAACCUUCGUGAAGCUCCCCAAGCAUGGCCGCUCCAGUCUCGAGGGCGGGCCUCCACUUCCGAUGAAUACUCUGGGCUCCGGCUCAACAUCCUCAUCGCCCCGCUUUGGCUCAAUCGAGAAGCUCCACAACCCGCGCGACCACACGCCCCUUCCUGGAACCGACGGCCCCGCUCCGCAAUCGUGGGAAGUGACCAAGCUACAGUCGGCCUCGACGUCCUCUCGAUUGAUUCCCAUGACCGCAAGACACAAGCCCGACCUGCAAGCAGUCGAAACCACGCCCCAGAUCACUCCAGUCUCGGGUGUUCCUUCGCAUCUCCGUGUCGGUGGCCGUCCGAGCAUGGAUGCCUCGACUUCAGCCACUGUCGAUCCGAUCCGAGGCUUUGCUGCAAUUCCGCCCGCUCCUGCGUCGAACCAGGAUCCCACAUCCCCGGUGCACUUCUCAAAGUCGCCUGUGGUAUUGCCAUCCUCCCUCAAGCCGACGGCCCAUCCUAUUUCCACCGCCAGUGCCGGGGCCGGGGCCAGUGCUGUGACCGCUGCCGAGACUCCCCUCGAGCUUCAUGAACGCCAACAGCACUCGUUGUCUGCCACACUCGAGCCCAGUGUUCCCAAGAGCAAGCUUUCGAUCUUAACUGCUUCCGACAGCAUUGCUACGCCAACCAUCGUGCUUGCUUCAGACUCGAUCCCCAACCUGUCUACUCCAAACCCCGACCUUCAGUCUCCCACCGGUCCAAGUUCACAGCCCGCCCAUGCCUCUGGAAGCCGUUCUACCUUUGGUCGGCCGUCCGCUGGAGCCUCGGCGACGGUCACCCGCACCAUGAAGAGCAUCCGAGAUGAAGCGCCAACGACCCCUGUCAGCCCGGCUUCUGCUGCUGCUGCUGCCGGCUACAACCCGUUUGUCGCACCAGGCCAGAACCAGUCGGUCUGGUCGCAAGGCACUGACUCGACCUCAAGCAUCCUCACUAGCAGUCCAUUCGUGGCCACUGCAACGACGACCCUGACGACAGAAACAGCGGCCUCGACCUUGACGACCCAGCCGACCUCCCAAUCGAUUCCCCGACGGCGCUCAACUCUGAUCUCGUCUCCGGCUCAGUCGUACCUUGGCGCCUCGGGCGAGAUCGAUUCCGAGUCCCAGCGCCAUUCCAUUAGCCGUCCUUCGACGCAACAGCAAGGCUCAGGCUCAGGCUCAACAACACCACCUCCACCCCGGACUCGGUCCCUCAGCAUUCCUGAAGGACGCCCCUCCCUUGAGAUCGGCGGCCGAGGUCGCUCGGUUUCCAUCCACCGUCCCUCCCUUUCCGGAGGAACCAACAACAAGUUUGCCAUCAACGUCGUGGCAAUCGCCGACGAUAACAGACCCAUAUCUGCCUCGGCCGAUGACGACAGUAGAUCCUACAAAUCCAUCGGCACGACGCACUCGAUGAAAUCGGCCAAAGCAGCCUUUGACGAAGGGCUGCGCAAUCACCCUUCGCUGGAGAACCUCGCUGCAGAUUUGGAUGCCGACAUCCACUGAGUUGGACCUUGUGUAUGAACGUGUACAUGUACAUGUCCAUGACUGGCUCGAGUCGGGCGCACUUGGGAUGUUGCCGCUUGACCUUUCGAUCCUUU